AUGUUUGUAACGGUCCCCAAAUCUACGGUCAAGAAGAUCAACCAAGACGAGUACGUUGCUACUCUACUAUCCCAGAUUGCAGUCUUGGACUCUCGUGCGAAACGGGCUGGUGCGACCCGCUCGUUGUACCCCAACGUGUAUGAUGACGUUGAAACUAACGAUCGCUACGAGUACUAUGAUGUUUAUGAUAACCCCAGUAACACGGGGUCGUUGUACCCUAAGGUGUAUGAUCCCGAAAUUGACCUUACCGACGAGUACUAUGGGUUUUGCGAUGCACGCAGUGAUAUCGGACCGCUGUACCCCAACGUAUACGAUGAUGGAGAAACUGCAGAUAACACUGAGCACUCUGGAUUUUACGACGUGUCCAGUGAUAUCGGUCCAUUGUACCCCGACGUGUAUGAUGAUGGAGAAACUGCAGAUAACACUGAGCACUAUGGAUUUUACGAUGUGUCCAGUGAAACCUUUGUUGAUAUACCACCACCACCACCUACAGUCAGACCAAGUCAGGUGUCGGUCCCAGAAUCGCUACCCACCCAACAACUGACCCAAAUCGGGUUUGUCAUUUCGGGCUCCAAAUUAGCUAAGGUCCACAGCUCGAAUCUGUAUCGGUCACUGAGGAACAAGGAGCUAACUGAAAUUGCAAUUACCAACACUUCCGACAUGUGUAAGAACUGUAACAUGUUAACUGUAGCACCCGCUAACAUUGAGCUUGCACGCGCUGAGAGUAGCAAAUUGUCACCAGUACCGAUUGCACCCAGUGCAAUGUUGCCGCCUGUGCUACGUUCGGACCAAGACUCGAGUAGUAGUUUGAACGCGGAUGAGCCUGUUGACGAAACUGACCGUAUUCGAUUUGGGUUCCGUAUUUCAGGUUCGAAUGUAGUCAAGGUCCACAAGGUUAGGACUUGCCGCGUACUAGAAGGUAAGACACUGUCUAAGGUCAUGGUGUACGAAUCGACGGCAUUGUGCCAACUUUGCAACUAG
Sphaeroforma arctica JP610 is the source of this 981-nucleotide messenger RNA. RefSeq lists its product as hypothetical. The record is from RefSeq and is a predicted model, not a curated record. Bases 1 to 981 code for a protein of 326 amino acids. The transcript has a single exon. NCBI's taxonomy places the organism in Eukaryota, Ichthyosporea, Ichthyophonida.